Molecule: messenger RNA, 10362 nt
Organism: Spodoptera exigua (beet armyworm)
Lineage: Eukaryota; Metazoa; Arthropoda; Insecta; Lepidoptera; Noctuidae
Source: the annotation of a GenBank genome assembly
CGCAUUACGGGAAAAUAACAUAAGUGACCGAAAAUAUUCCGAAGAAAAUACUACGCCGAAUAGAAGAAUUUUGCUAACGUUAUAAAUAAACAUCUUUACAUUUAUGUAUUUAGUGUGUACUCCAAGUGUUUUUGUGAGUGAGAGUGGUGUAUAAUGUUUUUUCUUGUAAAUAUGGUGUUAACGUAGCGAUGCAUUUAUCAAAGUGGGUUUAAGUCUUAUCUCUGUUGGCGUCCUCUUGUUUUUUAUGGUUCAAGUUCACAAUGGCAACAGUCGAAGAGACAGUUAAAGUGGCAGUGGUGACUGACCGCUCGCCUAAUAUCAUACGAUGCUCCAGUACAAUGACUGCGGAGGAGUUGUGCAUUAUUUUAUGUAAAAAGUAUAAAAUUCCUCCACUUACUCGGACGCUUUUCGCGUUACGAGUCAAAGGUAGAGAUUAUUUUCUCAAAGAUAACGCUAAAGUGUUGUCCAGCACCAGAGAUUAUGAGCUCAGAAUACGUUAUAAGGUACCAAGACUAGAAUUGUUGAUAACCCUGGACGAGACUACCUAUGAUUACUAUUUCCUUCAAGCGAGGAGUGAUGUCUACGAGAACAGAAUUCCUGAAAUCAAAUACCCUGAACAUAAAAAAGAAAUGCUUGGUCUUGGAAUAGCUGAUAUGACACGCGCCACGGCCGAGGAAAAAUUGUCGGUAAACGAUGUGGUGAGGGAUUACAAAAAAUAUAUACCGAAAGUGAUCGUUAGAAGACAUGGUCACGUCGCGAAGAAACAUGCUCACGACCAACUACCAAAGCUUUGUUCAGUCGGCCACAAUGUGAACUAUAUAAAGAACCUAUACCUACAGCAACUGUAUAUAAUGGCGCCAAACUAUUUGGCGGAGGAAUAUGACAAUGUUCUAUGGCAGAACGGCAAUGAUGUGACGCCGGUGAACGUUGUGGUCGCACCCUUCCAUCCCCACCAACCCGGUAUAAGGAUCUUCAAUACUGUUAAACGGGAUUGGAUCCACGUGUGUAAAAUAGAGGAAUUAAUUUAUAUUACAAGAAAUGGAGAAAACUCAUUAGAGAUAUCUAGAAGAGGGACCCCAUUGUUCUUUAAGUUCAAAUCUGAGGAGCAUAUAUCUUCAUUUAUAUCACUCUGCGAUGGAUAUUACAGAUUAAUGGUGAAAUGGACGUUUAACCUGUCCAAAGACGACGAAACACCAUCAUUAAAGGAGUUACAAAGAAUAAAAUGUCACGGCCCGGUCGGGGGCGCGUUUUCGUAUAGAAAGUUGGAAGAAAAACGCGCUAAGAAACAUGGUUGUUAUAUAUUGAGACAGUGCCAGGACGAUUACAAUGUUUAUUAUUUAGACGUUUGCACAAAAAACAGCACAACAGAGACUUACAGGAUAGAGUUUAAGGGUCAUUGUUAUGUGGUCAACAACGAGGAGUAUUAUAGCAUCGAGAGGCUAGUCGGAUGCCAUCAGAACCCAGAGGGAAGGAUAUUCUUAAACGAAUGCAUACCACCUUCGGAAUAUGAUAAGUCACAAUUACUGCUGUGUGGGGAGCCAGUGAAGAGAGGCGUUCGCAUCGACCAGGCUGAGCUACAAGACAUACUCAAGGACAACAAGAGCCCGCGAUGUCUGCCCAAUAAGGACAUUCUCCUAUACACGGGUUCAGAAAAGGUCGGUUCAGAGAACAUCACGGCGACGUACAAAGCGCUGUGGAGGCUCGACGAGACCAAGAAGUUGGUGGUCGCGUUCAAAACUUUACAGAGAGAAAAGGCUAAUGAUCAUUUAAAGGAUUUUGUGGAGUUGGCGAGUAAGUGGGCGUGUGUACAGUCUAGUUCAAUGGUGCGUCUGUACGGAGUGACGUUAAGCUCACCCACCGCCCUCGUUCUCGAGUAUUUACCCUACGGACCUUUUGAUGAUUAUCUCCGAGAGAACGAGGAGCGCAUAAAGCCGCUGCACCUGAAGAAGGUGGCGGCGCAGGUGGCGCGCGCGCUGUGGGACCUCUCCGAGGCCGGCGUCGUGCACGGACACAUCCGCUGCCGCCGACUGUUGCUGGCCGCCCACACCGCCGACCGCAUCAACGUCAAGCUCUCCGGGCCCACGCUCUCGCACUACACCCAACACGACGUACACUGGAUGCCUGUGGAAUUCUUUUCGGACAUGAGUCUGGCGAAGCGGUCAGUGACGGGUGAUAUCUGGGCCUUCGCCACCACGCUGUGGGAGGUCUUCUCCUACGGACAGUCGCCCACUGAGACCAACCCCGUGCUUACUGCUAGGAGUUACGAGAUGGGCGACCGGUUGCUGCGGCCGGCGCGGUGUCCGGGCGAGGUGUGGGCCCUCGUGCGCCAGUGCUGGCAGCCCGACCCGCUGCGUCCGCAGGAGAUCAUGCGGGACAUGAACCAUAUGCUGCAUCGAGAGUAUGUGCCAAUCCACGAAUAUGAAGAGCCAAAGAUAUCCCUUGAACACAUGGAGCACGCAGAAACUGUUUCAAGUGAUAGGUUUAUUCCGAGUGAGUUGAGCGACGCCGGCAGCAAUAAGUCCUUAAUAUCAGACAGCAGCGUGCUGUCUAUGAACGGAACUAUGUCUGAUCAAUAUGACAAUCCAUUCGCUGACAACAAGAGCUCAAAUUCGUUAGAAAGUAUGAACGGUCUUCCGUACGGGUUGCGCAACUCUUUGCGCAAUGAGUUGCGGUCGCGCAACAGCGGCAGCGCAUGCGGCGCGCGUGCCCUGGACGACGACCUCGACGCCGACACCGCGCCCGCGCCCAGGCUCAUGGAGUCCAUCGUCUCGCAGGGGAAGACCUACCUCGUCACGCUCACUAAGAAAAUUGGCAGCGGUAACUACGGGCAUGUGUUCAAGGGUUGGAUGGAGCGCGACAACCAAGAAUCUCAACGGAGGGAGGUGGCUGUGAAGAAGUUGACGAGACAGGCUUCCGAGAGGAAUGGCACUCUUUACGAAGACUUCAAGAAUGAACUGGAAAUUAUGAAGUCGCUUCAACACAUCAAUAUUGUAGAGAUAUUGGGUUACUCGUGGGACCACGGGUCGGACGUGCUCAUAGUGAUGGAGUAUUUAGAGGAGGGCUCUCUCAACUACUACCUCAAGUUCCAAGGGGACAAGCUAAGGAUCUCACACUUACUCAAGUACGCGAGGGAUAUUGCUACGGGCAUGGACCACGUAUCAGCUAAGAACGUGGUACAUCGCGACUUAGCCACGCGGAAUAUUCUAGUCGUGAACAAAUACCACGUUAAGAUAUCGGACUUUGGCCUCGCCAGGAUUAUACCUAAGGAAGAAAACGCAUACAGACUUAAGACUGAACGGCUACUGCCGAUUAAUUGGUACGCUCCCGAGUCAGCGGUGGAGCCGUGGCACUUCUCGACGAAGAGUGACGUAUGGUCGUAUGGAGUGACCGCCUGGGAGAUAUUCACCCGCGCCCGGCAGGAGGUGCCCAAGUUCAACCCCGAGCGGCCUAGGGAACGAGCCUCCUGCUUUCAAAUACCAGAAGGUUGUCCUUCAGAGAUAUUCAGGCACCUGAUGAAGGACUGCUGGAAUUUGGAUCCCACCCUUCGACCCAAGUUCAUUGACCUCGUUCACAUGUGCAAGCGAUUCAUGGAUGAAUAUAAGUAGAACAUUGCUUUUAUUAAUUUCUCAAAUAACGUACUAAUUAUAACAAGAAGUAAGUUCCUUUUUCCUUAUUUGAUUUUUUACACAAAUCUGGUAGUAUCUUUGCAGCUUCAAAAUGGGAAUGUUUUAUAAAUUGCCUAUGCUUAUAAUUAGUGCGUCAUUGAGGAAUAUACCCGAAUAUAAAUAUUAUGAGAGAAAAGAUAUCAGUAUAUUGAUAUAUUUUUACGUUGUGUAUGUACUAGGGGUACAGUUUUGGAAUGAAUCUAUAUUUCUGAUGUUUAUAUCGUCGUAUAUUUGGAGGCCAUAUUUGACACGUUGUCUUUGUUGAUACGUUAUUUGCACAAACGGUUUUAGCUAAUCGAUCGUUUAUUUAAGUAUGUGUUUUUGUGGUUCCUCGAAGCAUUUGCCUUAGUUCUUUAUAGUGUAAGCUACUUGUAAAUAUUUAUACAAAUGUUAUAUUCGUAAAUGCUAUGUAUCUCAAUCAUGUGGAAUCUAUUAAUUUGUAUGUCUUCAGUGCAAUCAUAAUGUGAGUGGACGUUUUAUAUUCAGUGUCGAUGUCUUUUUUGUUAAUGUUCUUGUCCUCGUGUUUUGUAUAUUUCAUUUGACUUGACUAUGUAUUUUUAUCGUGAAUUUUUUGACGUACAGAAUACUUGCCGUGUAUUUGUGACUAAAUGAUGAGUCAAUGGUAGUGUAAGCAGAAUUAUAUUGUGUAAGCAAGCAGUGUGUAAGUUUCGCUAGUCCAACCAUCCUAGAAAUGUAAUACUGGCACAAAUGUUUGAACAAAUAUUGGCGUUGAAUGGCUUUGUAUGCAUUUCAAUACUGCAACUAGAUGACAACGAAAUACUAACACGCACACUACGUAGAACGGUCGCCGAGACCGAUUCACUAUAAAACCAAAGAUGAUAUUAAAAUAUGAACAUAAAAACUAGAGAUCAAAUAAUUUUAAGAUUUAUUAGCUGUGUACAUUUUAUUAAUUUGCAUUAUUGUAAGUUUCGCAAUUCACUGUUGUGACAAAUAUAACGUAAUUAUAAUUUUAGAUAGGUACAAAAAUGUAAUCGGGUAACGAGAGCCUACAUUGUAAUAUUAUUUUAGAAAUUUAUAAUUGUUUAGAUAUGAUUGGGAAAUAUUUUAUAAAAUUGUUUUUUAAUUAUUAAUUUUCGCAGCAUCGCGUCGUCGAUGUGUUGAGGAAUUGGAUUGUGAUUACAUAGACUGACAAAUGGAGUAUCGGUGCUAUAGGGAUGAAAUAACGCCUUAUUUUUUCUAAUGACUGCGUUUGGGUAGAGUUGGGAAAGAUCUAGAAGUCGAUAGUUGUAGAGGAUUUAGUUCCUACAGGACUAUUAAUUUGACUUGACCGUUAUUCGAAGCUUAUUUAAUUGAGAUAGGCACUACGUUUCCCGCCUUCACAUUUCUAUAUAUAUCCAUCUCUUUCUAAAACCUCACUUCCGCUUGGCAGUGGUAGGGAGGCUCGUAAAGCGAGCCUCGCCAUUUUGAAUUCAUUGGCGUCUCUUUUCCCGCCGUGAUCGGUCGUCUCGUGACGACACGUCUUAGCAAAUCUAAUUUUUUUUUAUAAAUAUUCCUAACGGUUUUAUUUGAAUUUAAAUAAAAUUUAUAUUCAAUUUAUAUCAAAGUUUAAUCUUUCGAUCUUAAUAAUUUUAAAUAUGGAAAAUUUGGAUAAUGAUGCUGAUAGAGUGGCUAGUGCGGUUCCUCAAGUACGUUCUUCACCGCGGAAGCGGCGAGUUCGGUCGAGGAGUUCUAGCAGCUCGAGUUCAAGUUGUUCAAGUUUUGAAAGCAGUUCCUCGACUAGCGGAGGCAGCCCAAAGAUAAGUCGCCGCAACAAGAAAAGGGGGGGCAAGCGUAAGCGGCUCUCCAAACGUAAAUUUCGAAAACUCACUAAAGAAGUACGAAACCUUCAUCGGCGAAUCGCUAGCCAGGAUAGCAGUCAACGCGUGAGUACUAAUUUGGAUUAUGAUGCCAUCUCUCUAAUGUCUAAUAUUAACGAAAAUAGUUACGAACAAAUGCUUGAUGUUGAACCUAGUAGUUUCAGUGCAAGUGGUGAUCAAGAAUUUACCUUAUCUCUCGAAACUAAGCUAAAAGAGCCUUCUAUGCCAAAGGCUCCAGAAAAUUAUAUAAAAUUGUUAUGUGAUUAUCAGCAUUUAGGUAAAAGUGACUGGAAUGAAAUCAGUAUUCAGAAACCCAAAAAUUAUAUAAUUAUUCACCGGGUUACACAGAUAUUGAAAUGAAUGAAGAAGUUAAAGCAUUUGAGUCUCCUCGUCAUCUCGUGCAUGCUGAUAAGGCUUUCGCAGCCUUGACCAUGUGUGUGCUCAAACAAAGGGACGCUUUGCAAGGAACCCUGCAAGAACUCCUACAAUGGGCAAGAAAUAGUGUAUCGCUUAGUUAUGACACUUUACUUCAAAAAGUCAGUGACCUUUUUUCCACAGGAGAUUAUAGUAGAUGUUCCUCAGACUUACUACAGAUCAUUUGUGGGCAUCGUGCUAAGAUCCUUCAAAUGCGACGAGAUUGUGUCACUAAACAGGCAAAGGACCCGUUGAUGAAGGCCAGUUUAAAGAAAAUUCCUCCAACGUGUACCAAUUUGUUCAACGCAGAGAAGUUCACUGCUGCUAUUGAAAAAUCUGGCGGAGUAAGAAAAUGUUUUUGGCCGUUGCAAAAAGGUAACACGUCUUCUGCCUCGCAGGCGGAUCCAAAUAAGUUUCGUGGCCCCUCGCAGGGGUCCAAGCCUUACAAUAAGUCCUUGCAAGGAUUUUCUCGCAAUGCUCAGGCAUGCCAACAUAUUACCACACAUUCGCAAUGUGUUGGAAGUGAUCCACCUUCGCAAGGUGGUUGCAGCCACAGUAAUCCACCUCCGCAAGGUGAAUCUAACCCUCGUGGUCAUGCUGCUCAAUAUAAUUCGGUCGCACCGAAUAAUCGCAGUAAUUUUCGUGGCCGUCCGAAUGCUCGGCAAAAUAAUCAAUCGAAGCAUGUGCGAAAACGCGCGUUAUCUCCCCAGCGGAAUAACGACAAUAAAAGACGUAAGUAUUGACUCGUUCAGAGCAGGCCGUCUCCUGCAUUUUGCGGACCAAUGGGAACAAAUGAAUGCACCAAAGUACAUUCUAAAAAUAAUAUCCGGGUAUCGCAUACCCUUUUGCCAAAAACCACCGCUUGUUUACCCAAACCUUGUCAGAACCAACCUAAAUGUUCCAGAGUCUGCCGAAAUGACAAGUAUCAUAAACAAAAUGCUAGUUCAGGGCAUUCUGGAGCGGGCGGUUGCUUCGCCAAGCUUCCUGUCAUCGAUGUUUCUUGUCCCCAAAGGCGACGGCUCGAGUCGACCAAUAUUCAAUUUAAAGACACUCAAUUCUUACAUCAUAACGGAUCGAUUCAAACUGAUAAAUGUGAAUCGCAUCCCGGAUUUUUUGCAACCAAAGGACUGGCUAUGCAAAAUCGAUCUCUCUCAGGCCUAUUUUCAUGUACCUGUGGCCCGGAGCCACAGAAGGUUUCUACGUCUAGUUUAUCGCAACGAAUUGCUAGAAAUGACCUGUUUACCCUUUGGUCUGAGCACAGCGCCCAAGACCUUUGCCACGCUAACCAAUUGGAUAGCCCAGACACUCAGGCAACGAGGUGUGAGGAUAAUAGUCUUUCUCGACGAUUUUUUGAUAGCUCACCAGGACGAAAUCAAGCUCCGGGGUCAUGUAAAAAAUUUGCUCAAUACCCUGGAGACGUUAGGCUGGUUGAUCAAUUACGAAAAAUCGAUCAUCACGCCUUCAAAGAACUUAGUCUUUCUAGGGAUUUAUUGGAAUCCAUGGGAAAAUCGCAAACGACUUCCCGACGAAAAAAUUCCUGCGCUUGUAUCGAAAAUCGAUCAUUUGCUGCGGAAGGAGCGCACGACACUCAAGGAGCUCCAAAGCCUCGUGGGUCUACUCAAUUUUGCGAGCUUCACUGUUCCGAAAGGAAGACUCAAUUUUCGAGCGCUUCUGAGCUUAUUGAACGUAAUUUUGAAGUCGAAUCACAGGAUAUUGCACAACUUACCUCGCGGUGCUAUAGAAAACCUGAUAUGGUGGCGUCAAAAUUGCGAGCAAUCGUCAGCCAUACACAUGCCGCCUCCUAUGCAUUUCCUCACAACAGAUGCAUCGGACAUUGCUUGGGGAGCUCGCCUGGACAAUCUCUCACUGUCGGGUCUGUGGUCAGAAGCCGAGAAAGAUCUCCAUUGCAACCAAAAGGAAAUGAUAGCGAUCCUAAGAGUUUUGGAAGAUCAUUGUCAGCUCCUGAAACACAAGACGAUUUUGAUUCAGAGCGACAACAAGUCGGUAGUUGCAUAUCUACGUCACGAGGGCGGCACCAAAUCAGCUCCUCUCCUGGACUUAACCUGCAAGGUUUUCCAAAUCAUAGAACAAUAUCAAAUGCACAUGAAAGUCUUUCACAUACCAGGUAUAUACAAUGCCCACGCAGAUCAUCUGUCGAGGUUUCGCAUAACUCCCGAGUGGCAUCUGUCUGUAGAAUGCACGAACAAAAUGUUCUCCAAAUGGGGAGUUCCACUGAUCGAUCUUUUCGCGUCCAAGCGAGCUCAUGUAGUGUCGAAUUACGUGUCACUAGACCAAAAAGACGACCAAGCCCUGUUUUACGAUGCAUUCUCCCGAACGUGGAAUUACAAUCUAGCGUGGUUGUUCCCUCCACCUUUUCUGAUUCCCAAAGUCCUAGGUUACCUCAAUCAAGCACAGGGAACGUACUUACUGGUAGUACCUCGGUGGGAGCGAGUGUUUUGGCGACCCGAUAUCAAAUCGCGUGCCCUAGCAGCCCCAUUCACAAUAUAUCACCUAGAGAAAGUUUUGAUCGACACGACAACAGGACUACCACCGCCGAACGUCCACAAAAUGACUCUGGAAGUCUGGAAAUGUGGGGGUGGUCUGGGAUGUUAAGAUCCUGGAAUCAUAAUCAAUUAGAGCUUCUUAAGAAGUCGUGGCGUCCCUCUACACGUAAAGUUUAUGGUAUUGCUUGGAGGAGAUGGCUAGUUUGGUGCGAAACGCAUCAGAUUGGCCCUUCAACUCCAACAGCAAGCGAUUUAGCUAGAUUUCUAUCGGAUCUCCAUUUAAUAAAUAAAUUAUCGUACAAUUCUAUUUUGUUACACAAAUCUGUGGUUUCAACCCUUUGUAACCCAGACUCUUCCGGCCAGUUAAGUUCAAACGUCCUAGUAAAACAUGUCUUAAAGUCUAUAGCAUUGCAGAAAUCAGUUCCUCACGGUAAGCCCCCUAUUUGGAACAUAAACGACCUCGCUAAUUUCCUGGACAGUAAACGCAUCGAUGAAAAUAAUAUUUUCCAAGUGCAGAGACAUACAGCUGCUCUUCUUCUCUUGUGCUCCGGUAGAAGAAUACAUGAUUUGACUUUACUCAGAGUUGACUCAAAUAAUUAUUCUAAUCAAGAUGAUGUUGUAAUUUUUUGGCCGGUUCUUGGAUCGAAAACUGAUACGGUAGAUUACAGACAGUCUGGUUGGAGAUUAAUUUCAAAUAAAUGUAAUAAAAAUCUAGACCCGGUCUAUUGGGCUAAGCAUUCGAUCUCGCUUCUCGAAAAUCGAAGAAAUGCUGCAAAUUGUAGUAAUUUGUUUAUUAACAUUAGAGGUGCACCUAAACCUGCAUCGAAAACCCUCAUUGCAGGCUGGAUCAAGUCCCUGUUAACAGAAGCCGGUAUUCGGGCAUCUCCGGGGAGUAUUAGGUCAGCUGUUGCCUCUAAAAAUUGGGUCGAUAAUUACCCCCUCGAGGAAAUUCUUGCUAGAGGAAAUUGGCGAUCCGAAAAUACAUUUGGAAAAUUUUAUAAGCGCGAGGUUAGACCCGCUACUAACCGUGUGUCAAUAACAGCAUUAUUUAAUCCAGUUGAUUAGAAAUAAUAUAAUUACUUUAUCUUUUGUAUAAUCAUUAUAAUUGAUGUUGUAAACUCAAUAUGAUUUAUUAUUUAUAUUUUUUGUCUUGAUCAUCAAAUAUAAACUGUCUAAUACUUAUGUUUUACUUAUUCAUGCCUAUAUCAAUUUGAUAUCAAAUUACCUAAUUAUAUCACAUUGGCGUCUUCAUCACUUCCACCAGGCGAUAACAAACACGUCUCAAUUAAAUAAGCUUCGAAUAACGGUCAAGUCAAAUUAAUAGAAGCGUUUUACCUACCAAUAAAACGCAUAUUAAUUUACUUACCUUAUUCGAAGCUUAUGAACAAGUUCUGCCUGGUAAUUGGACUCAAUGAAUUCAAAAUGGCGAGGCUCGCUUUACGAGCCUCCCUACCACUGCCAAGCGGAAGUGAGGUUUUAGAAAGAGAUGGAUAUAUAUAGAAAUGUGAAGGCGGGAAACGUAGUGCCUAUCUCAAUUAAAUAAGCUUCGAAUAAGGUAAGUAAAUUAAUAUGCGUUUUAUUGGUAGGUAAAACGCUUCUAUUAUAAGAUUUUAGUAUGAGAUGUGAACUUUAUUGUGUACCUUAUUUUUCUUAAUCAAAAAUUGCCUAUAUGUUAUUUUAUUGAAUUUUUUUAUAUUAUAUAUUUUGUUCAUUUUACAAAUCAAUCAGCUCAACUUUUUUGAAAAUCAGCAAGGCAUAGGCUUAUUUUUGGUUCCUUUCACCCGUCGGUUCCUUACAGUAAUUCUUAACAGGCAUUUUCUCAAAAAUCCGUUGAUUUUUGACAUCAAACUAAGCUGCUGUACCGUUUAUCAUUUAAUAGUAACUCAACCCAUAGCAUUUAUUUACAAAACAAAUUCAACGAAUGAAUUGUUUUACUAAUUAUUAAAAGUAUAAGUAUGGCAG